UCCCUCUUCACUCUAACACAGACCAAACACUAAAUUUCAUCUCUACUUAUUUCAUUAUUUGUCAUUUUUAAAUUUUUCCCAAUACUUAAGUUAUCAUGUCGCACUGCAAGAAAUUUACAAGAAACACAAUCUCCCCACCCAUACACACCAGCCCCUCGACUCUGAGCAUGUCACAAAUGUCACACCCACAGCGUGAAAAUCUAUUCAGACAGAUCUACCUCAGAAAGGCCAAGUUAUCUAUGGCGUCUUCCCUGUCAGAACUCUUCGCCCAAUUUUCAAUCCUCUGUAUCGUAGAGUUGCAAUUCAACUCGGCCUCCCACCAUCCCCCGAAUCCUUGGGUUUUGACGAUUUACGUCACAGCGACAUCGCUCCUCAUUACGCACGCGGUCAUCUUGCACCUCGCGUUGUGUCAGAUGGGCUCCUGUCUUGACCCGGUCAUCGCCACGUCGCACCAUUCCAUGGAAAAAUUCGACUUUGACUGGAUCCCGUUCCAAUCUCUGUUCUUCACCUGGGAUUCAGUCUACGUGUUUGGAAUAUGCGGAGGAUUUUGGCUGUUCACAUUUUGCUUCAUGCUCCUCAUGUGGCUAAAGUUUGUGCAGUUUGGUGGUUACAUUCCUCUCGGAGGGAUCGCUUUGAUGACGCCGAUUCUCUUAACUGUGUCGAUUUAUGGGAUUAUUUUGUACAUAAAGGAGAAGAGAGAAAGGGUCCGAGGCAAGGAGGAGUUUGGCGAAAAGCUCGUGUAUCAAAGUAGCCAAGAGAGGGACGUUUUUGCAAUAAUUUUUUGCGACAGGUGUAAAAUCCAUUUUGAAAAAUAUUUCACGAGGGAUGAAAUGUUGCGAAUUAAUCAGGUAGACGUCCCUUGCUGCAAGUAUAGGAAGAGGUUGUUCAGAAAGUUAGAAUAAUAUCUAGGUGUGCAUGUAUACGUAAUAAUUUAGCUAGUAGUAUAAAGUGUCAUUUUGUGUGCUAAUAAUGAUUUUUGCACUGGCAAUUAUUUGCAGCUUACAUAUGUGCAAAUACAUGUGCAGUCGUAUUACAUAAGUAUGCAAUGAUAAAUAUGUUAUGAUAAGUGGUAUCUGGCGUGAUUUAGAAUUAUCUACUAGAUUUGUUUACACUAUUUAGGAUUAGUUUUUUUUAUCACGGACGCUAUAAUUGCCGAUAUUUCAAUAUAUUUACUUAAGUAUGGUAAGCUCUCUACCUAGUAGGUCUUAGACGAUGGGAGUGAAACAUUUAUAAUUGAAUAAUUUAUAAUUUUGUGUAGUUAAUAACAUGAAAACUUCUCGCAUCUAAUUUGCCUGAUGACAAAAAUCGGGAUACGUAUAAAUUUAAAUGCAUACUAAAGGCAUUACACAAAAGAAAUAAAUACACCAUAACCAUGGUGGUUUGUGCGUCUCAUUUUUUUAAAAGUUUAAUAGUUUCGAUAAAUAUUUCCAUUUUA
Messenger RNA from Folsomia candida, 1435 nucleotides. RefSeq lists its product as uncharacterized. Lineage: Eukaryota; Metazoa; Arthropoda; Collembola; Entomobryomorpha; Isotomidae. Gene Ontology annotation, molecular function: store-operated calcium channel activity. The record is from RefSeq and is a predicted model, not a curated record. The transcript has 2 exons. Bases 96 to 902 code for a protein of 268 amino acids. Gene Ontology annotation, biological process: store-operated calcium entry. Gene Ontology annotation, cellular component: membrane.